AUGUCUUUCUUGUUGAAAUCGAUGGUGAGUAGCCAGGUAAAGAAUUUGGGGCUUGGAGGUGGAAGUGAAGAAAGUAAAGAAGAAGGAGGUUCCUCGGAUCCUGCAGCUGCAGCAGGCAUGACAAGAGAAGAAUAUGAAGAAUACCAGAAGCAGGUGCUGGAAGAAAAAAUGGAACGUGAUGGCAUUUUUGCACAGAAGAAAGCAGAAAGAGCAACUCUCAGGGUCCACUUAAGAGAAAAGUACAGGCUUCCAAAGAGCGAACAGGAUGAAAAUGAGAUACUGAUGGCUGGAGAUGACGUUGAGCUGCCCGAAGAGCUGAAGAAGAUGGUAACUGAAGAUCAGGAGGAAGAGGAAGUCAAAGAGUCUUUUAUUGGACAGAUUCAAAACCUUCAGAAUAUGGAUGUAGACCAAAUAAAAGAAAAGGCUCAGGCAACAAUUAGUGAAAUUAAGCAGGCUGCAGAACAGAAGUGCUCCUUAAUGUGA
Messenger RNA from Amblyraja radiata (thorny skate), 483 nucleotides. It is a transcript of the gene cplx4a, whose product is annotated as complexin 4a. Lineage: Eukaryota; Metazoa; Chordata; Chondrichthyes; Rajiformes; Rajidae. Gene Ontology annotation, molecular function: syntaxin binding. The transcript is spliced from 3 exons. Bases 1 to 483 code for a protein of 160 amino acids. The record is from RefSeq and is a predicted model, not a curated record. Gene Ontology annotation, cellular component: terminal bouton; SNARE complex. Gene Ontology annotation, biological process: neurotransmitter transport; regulation of neurotransmitter secretion; synaptic vesicle exocytosis.